Mycetomoellerius zeteki is the source of this 2230-nucleotide messenger RNA. RefSeq lists its product as uncharacterized. Bases 198 to 2198 code for a protein of 666 amino acids. Lineage: Eukaryota; Metazoa; Arthropoda; Insecta; Hymenoptera; Formicidae. The record is from RefSeq and is a predicted model, not a curated record. The transcript has 8 exons.
GGCUCGUGCUUGUGUUGCCUCGGUUGAGCCAGACCGCCGACCGGUGGCGCUGAUCGCGUGCUGCAAGCGGCCCGGAAUUCGCAUCACUGAUUCUAACCUCACUUUUUGCAACGCAAAGAAAGAUAUACUACAUAACUUUAACCUCCAACAAAUGUGAAAGUCUACAACGAAUAACAUCCUUUUACUCGUCUUUCGCGAUGAGCGUGCUCGUGCAGCGGUUAGGUCGCCUGCGGUGCGUGUAUCCGGUGUUGUUGAGAGGCUCUGACAACGGCAACUUCGUGCACUGGGUGCACGGUGCUUUACCAAAUAAAUAUAGCACUCAGAACGUGACAUGUAUCGAUUCGGAAAGAACCCUGGGGAUACAUCCUAGCACUCCUGUCGUCGAACAGGACAAGAACGAGAACAAAAGGAUGUGGGAAAACGAGUACGCUCACAAUUUCUUCCUGAACUCGUUGAAGUAUAAAAAGAUCGUGAUGCAGCCGAGCACGACGUAUGCUCAUGUCACAAACGAGGAAGCAAUGAAGAUCCUGGAAUACGAUUGGAAUUUGAUGACGAGCGCUGAAACAGUAUCCGCCUUCAAGAAACUGUCCUAUAACUUUUCUCACAACAAUGAAGAAAAGAUCGAGUCACUCCAAUAUAUAAAGGCCUUUGGCAGUUUAAAAACGGGAAAGCUGACCAAUGACGAACUGAUGACUAUAAUGCGGCACCUGGUACAGUUCGACAUUGAUAUCAAACAGUGCAAAUUCUACUACAAUCUCUGUAUACGGAUAGAUAGAGAGUGUAUGAAGCGUUUCUUGAAGUUGCCAGUGGAACAAACAUUAUAUCUCUGUGACAUAAUAUAUCAGAUGACACAUUGCAUUAAUUAUUUUUCUCAAUACAUGUGGUAUUCCAUUAGGACUAUGAGCAACAAACCUCAUAAGCUUAAUCCUCAGCAACUGGUUCAGAUUCUUUUUUUUUUAAACACACUCCGGAAGCCAUCUGUAAAAAUGUACGAGUUCGAGUAUCAAUUGGAACAGUGCAAGGAUGAAUUGUCGAUCAAUGAGCUAGGUAUAGCAGCGUUGGGUUUUUUCAAAACUAGUACGAAAAUUAGAAGCUCAGAUUUUCUGAAUUAUAUCAUCCAAAGGGCUGCAGCUGAAAUAAAUGAAAUACAUACUGUGAGCAUCGCAAGCAUUGUAAAAUUAAUACGAUACAGCAUAAAUCUUACACAGUUGAAAUCGCUUCUAGAUUUAUUGAAAGUUUUGGCGAUAUAUGAGCCACGUUACACGUUGUUAUCUUUAACACAUAUCGCACAAGUAUGUGGAAGAACUGCCGUGUACAACAAAGAGCUCAUGGACAGAAUAAUCACAAGAUUAAAUAAGGAAUUAAAGAUUGCGAGGCUGAAGGAUUUCGAAAGAUUUCUUUAUACUUUUUCUAUUCUUAAUAUUGAUUCGAGCAAUAGCGUCUACCAGAACGUGAUCGAGGAAUUGAGGACUACUUGGAAUACUACUCGAGCAUCCGAGAUACAGAAGUAUCCACAUGUAGCUUCACGUAUUCUAGGAUAUUUGACAACACAAAAUAUAUUUCCCAUGGAUCUAAUCAAAUACGUCAUGGCACCUGAAUUUGUGACCAAAAUAUGCCACGGCAAUUACCAUCUUCUUUCGCGCGAAUACCUUAUGCUUGAUUACAGCCUUCAAAUAGAAGUACCCGAUUACGAUGGUCCAUUUCUGAAACCUACUGUAAGAAAUUUUCUAGGAAAGAAAUAUUACGACUGCUGUCUGGAGACAAACUCAAACUCGACUCGGGCGAAUGUGCUUUUCUCGAAAGUACUAGCAACGUGUCAGGAGUUGUUCAACAACACGACGGACAUAUCGAUCAUUCGUCCGUUACCGCACUUUACGCCGCAGGACAUUGUUUUAUGUUUAAACGAGCAAAAUCAGCUUGUGUCAUCAGAGAAAUAUUUAUCGCAGUUUGAAGAUAUUGAUAUUAAACGAGUGGACAAGGAGAAUUCGAAUAAUGUAAGAUGGAUUGCCCUCGUAAUAGGACAUUCUGGAUUAUUAUUAAGGAAUUGUCGAAACAGACCUACUGGAGCGUUAGCUGCAAAAAUGAGACAGUUGUCUAUAAUUGGCUACGAGCCAGUCAUGAUAUCAUAUUUGAUUUGGGAUGUACUUCAGUCGCCGCAGGUAAAAUGUGAAUACAUCAAAAAUCUUAUUAUGAAAUAAUAUGCUAGAACUAUCCAAUAUAAUGUUUCAGA